AUGAGUAGUACUUCACUACCAUCAUCAUCAUCGUCAUCGUCAUCAAAUCGUUUUAAUAGUAAAAAGCUUGCAUUAACUAAUGGCGGUCGUACGCGCUUUUCUCCAUCAGGCUCUUCAAGUUCAAUAAAUAAUGUUGAUUAUACUAAAUCUGGUUCAAAUGCAGUCGCUUUACAGAAUUUAUUGAAACUAAAUCAACUUGUUGAUACUUUAAAGUCUUUAAAACGGAUCAUAUCACAUUAUUUUGAUCAAAUAUCAAAGCAAGGUGAAUCUGUGUUAGCUGGUGAUGUUCGACGUGUAUAUCGUCGUAUAUUACUCCUUUAUGUUAAAUAUCGUCGACGACAAAAUUAUAAAAAACGUCGUAUGAAACAGCCAAUUGAGGAAUCCGAUGAUGAUGACGAUGAUGUCGAUGACAAUGAUGAUAAUGAUAAUGAUAGUAGUAAUACUAAUAAUCAUAAUAAUCAAACAAGUAGUAAUACAAAUAUUUCACCGAUACAGACAAUGAAAAAAAUUGUUAGCUCGCAAAAUUUACCAUUUACACGUGCUGGUUUCGAUGCUGAUCAUGAUGGUAUUGACGAUUUUGAUGAAAUAGCAUUAGCAGCAACACGUGAUGUUGCUAAUAUACAAACUCAUUGUGUGCGAUUGAUGCUUAAUGAUCAUCAAAUGAAAUUACCUAUUUAUGGUUUGCAAACACGAUGGGACAGUGAAAUACCAAAACAACGAAAGCAGCUCGAAUCCACCAUAUCAUCGACUGCUAACAAUAGAGUUGAAAUUAUUAAAAAGACAGGAAUCAAAUCGCCGAAUGUUUUACCAUUAGCAUCUUUUCAUUCUUCUACCCUUCCAAUACCAACACCGAAUACAACUGAUCAAGAAUUGUUUUUAGGCUCACUAGCUCGUCAGUUAAAUGAACAAACAUGGCAACAACUUCGUUCAAUCUUAGCUAAUCUAAAUUCUCAAACAUCCUCAUCAACAACUAAUUCUCAUGAACAGUCUACAAAAUAA
This is a messenger RNA of Rotaria socialis, 999 nucleotides long. NCBI's taxonomy places the organism in Eukaryota, Metazoa, Rotifera, Eurotatoria, Philodinida, Philodinidae. The record is from the annotation of a GenBank genome assembly.